GUCCGAUCUCACCACGUCGGGGCGCUACCGAGCCCGGAGGGACUCCCUGAGGCAGCGGCCGGUGUCGGAUCUCCUCUCCGGGAGGAAGAACGUCGUGGAAGGCCUCCCGCCACUAGGGGGAAUGAAAAAGAGCCGGAUAGAUGCAAAAAAAAUUGGUCCUCUCAAACUGGCCGCCCUGAAUGGACUCUCCCUGUCUCGACUGCCUCUGCCGGAUGAAGGGAAGGAAGUGCCUGCCAGAGCCACCAAUGACGAGAGGUGUAAAAUUCUGGAACAGCGGCUAGAACAGGGAAUGGUAUUCACAGAAUACGAAAAAAUUCUUAAAAAGCGGCUAGUUGAUGGGGAAUGCGCAACAGCACGACUCCCUGAAAAUGCAGAAAGAAACCGGUUCCAAGAUGUCCUUCCCUAUGACGAUGCCCGAGUGGAGCUGGUCCCAACUAAAGAAAACAAUACCGGUUACAUCAAUGCGUCUCAUAUUAAGGUCUCCGUCAGCGGAGUUGAGUGGGAUUAUAUUGCCACACAGGGCCCGUUACAGAACACCUGCCAGGAUUUUUGGCAGAUGGUGUGGGAACAGGGAAUUGCCAUCAUAGCAAUGGUGACCGCGGAGGAGGAGGGCGGAAGGGAGAAGAGCUUCAGGUAUUGGCCACGACUUGGUUCCAGGCACAACACCGUCACCUACGGGAGGUUUAAGAUCACGACCCGCUUCCGCACGGACUCCGGCUGCUACGCCACCACGGGCUUGAAGAUGAAGCACCUGCUCACAGGGCAGGAGAGGACGGUCUGGCAUCUCCAGUACACAGACUGGCCUGAGCAUGGCUGUCCGGACGACCUCAAGGGAUUUCUCUCGUACCUCGAAGAGAUCCAGUCUGUUCGACGCCAUACAAACAGCACCAGUGAACCAAAGAGCCCCAACCCUCCGCUGCUGGUCCACUGCAGCGCAGGGGUGGGGAGGACGGGCGUCGUCAUCCUGUCGGAGAUCAUGAUCGCCUGUCUGGAACACAACGAGGUGCUGGACAUCCCCAGGGUGCUGGACAUGCUGAGGCGACAGAGGAUGAUGAUGGUGCAGACCCUCUGCCAGUACACGUUCGUGUACCGGGUGCUCAUUCAGUUCCUGAAAAGCUCCAGGCUCAUAUGAGCCCCCACGCUGGUCCCGGGGACCAGUCCACCGUGGAAGUGUCGACGGUGAAAUGAAGGGCUGCCUAACUCCGACUCCCUGGGGCCCCUGGGCCCCCAGAGACGGCGUGAGCGUGACGGACAGACUGACGGGCAUGGAAGGAGCGGCGGGGGGCUGGAGCCGCAGAGACGCCGAAGAAGGACUGGUUCCCGGGCCUUGCCCUGCUCCGCGCUGUCCCAUUUGCGGUACUUGCACACUUUGUGGAGGUUGUGUUUUCCAGACAAUUCUCUGUUUUACUGAAGCUCUGCAGGGCAACUCUGGCAAUCAUUAAGGCGCAUAGAUUUCUAUCUUAAACUAGUUUUUGAUAAUGGAGUUUUAUUUUAUGACUUAAAGUAUUUGGGGUUUUCUUGUGGAGGAACUGUAACACUCUAGGAGGAUGGUCCGCAGGUGUGAUUGGUUCCUGUGUAAGUUUGUAUUUAAAACCAUGCUAUCUCUUGUUAGUUUUAAAGGUACUUCACAGAUUCGUUACCAAACCCAGCACUACAAGAAGCAGCUAAAAGUGUUAUUUUGAAACACGAAAAGCAUUUUUAUAUUCAGAAAAUUUUUUAUCCAAAAAAUUCUAUAUAUUUGUACCUUCUAUUUUUUCCAGAUGAGAGUUCAACUCAUUAAGGUACUGAAAUGAAUGAAGGCACAUGAUUGAAAACGCAAGAGAAUAAUUGGAUUCACUAUAUUAUUCAGUAUUAUUUAAAAACCAAAACGAGUUCGAUUUUAUUGGUUGGAAAUGAGUUGGAAAACCAUUGCAUAGGGUGGUUUUAAGCACUUUUUUAUUAAAGACAGACCUGAGUUUUAACAUCUGUGUUGCUUUAUAGAUGAAACAGUAAGAGUGGACCUUGCUUCAGAAGGAGUGUUUUGGAAGAGCUAAGGAGUAAGUGCACGUAGAAUGGUUGGGGCAAGAGUGAGUGCAGUGUAGACGCAAGAUGCCUUUGAUGAAAGUACAGUAUUAACUACCCUCAGACUGAGAGGUGGGGGUGGAGAGCGGAGAGCUUGGGAGUGUGGGGGCUGAGGUCCCCACGGAUGGUGGGUGUCCCCGGGAAAUUCCCGAGCUGUCGCUAGCAGGGACUCUCUUUCCUUGGAGUUUUUUACACCUAAACUCAUUUUUUAAAUAAAUGAAGUCAGGUUUCGAUGACCAUCAAAAGCCUUUGAAGGGGCUUUCUUUUCUUUUGAUUGAAGGAAGGGAAGAGUUGAUAAUUUCCCAAAACUACAGCCCAAACUUGUGGGGCCGCCGGAGAUCACUGUGGUAUUCAAGAGGUGCUCGGGUUCAAGAGGUGCUCAGGUUCCAGCUCCCCGACCUCCUAAACUUCACCCCUGAGGUCAGUUUUAGUGUCUUGGUUCCCCGCUCCCCCCUCCCCCACACUGUUCAGGUGCACCGGGUUCGGUGGGCAGAACCAGGCUGAGUUAGAGACGGAGAGUGUUGCCUUUGGUCUAGGCUGAGAUGGCCUUGUCACGGAGGGACUUGAGUAGGUCCGAGGACUAAUUGGAACACGUAGCUGAGGAACCAUCUUGUUUUACCUUCUGGGGCUGCAUCUACUUCCAAGAUGUCCCAUGCAGGGCUCUGCCCCUAAUUGCGGUGUCCUAGGGGUGGUUCUGAUUUCUACGUUCACCCCUAAAGCAGUUCAACUCGCUGUGGUGACUGCGCAGUGUGUGUGGCCCUAGGGGAGGCAGGUUUUCCUUCAUACGGUGUGGCUCUGACUGUCUCUAAGUUACCCAGAGCCCACCCCCCCAGGAAACUUCAGAAGAUAUUCACGAAAACGAACACUGGAAGCGGAAGUGGGCGCAGCGCUCACUUAGGGAUAAAAUGUUCAUUUAAAACCCGAAGUUGUUUUAAGAGUCCCGUUUAAGUGACAGCAGACGUGAGUGUGAACCACCGGUGACACAGAGCUCCCGGGAGAGUAGAGUCAGUCAGAGUUUUUAUGAUGACAUUUCCCAUCUCCACACCACCUAAAGGACAGGAGCGUUUUCAGUGCUUUCUUGUCUUCCAUGGUACAUGUUUUUUAAAUGCUUUUCUGUCAGGAUUACACAUCUUGAAGUGUCCCAUUGACAAGAACAUACUGUAAAACAAAAAUCUAAAGAGUAACAUAUGGUAUGUUUGUCUUCCAGUUGUAAUAAUGGUAAGAAAAUUACUUUUGAGGGCUAAGUCAUACCGUUUAAAUGUCACUCUUAAAAUGUCGCAUGUUUGGCAUAGAUUCUACGUUCCAUGUAAUUUAUUGUCCCUUUUGAAUAUUUAAACUUUUCCAGUUAGUGAAUGUGAAAGGACUUCUGGGGAAAUAUAAAUCUGCAUUACUAGACUUGGAAAUGAUGUGAUUUUCCAGAGUGAACUGUGCACCGUUGAUGCUUCGCAGGGUGCGGCUGUCUGCUGGGCUCCGAGGUGCCUCUGUCCCUUGUGUCUUCUCGUUCCUUGAGAGUCUACCUUUCAUAUCAAAAUUACCGAAAUGUACAUUUUCCCGAAAAGCAGGUUACGAGCCAGUGUUUCCCAGCAGGUCAAUGUUGGCAUCGCUGACAUCAGUCCUGCUGAUUAGCGGGGUCUUCAAAAAAAAAAAAAAGAUUUUUAUUUUUACAUAAUCUCUACACCCAACGUGGGGCUCGAACUUACGACCCCACGACCAAGAGCUGCACACUCCUCCCAUCCUGGUGCCCCUAGUGGGGUCUUUUGAUGGCAUAUUCUCCCCGAGAGUUUUGAGCACAGAAAGUAUUCGUUCGGAAUCUUAAUUGUAGUCAUGAUUAAUCACUUUUUUUCUGGAACACCUACUGUGAAGUAUUCUGAAAGCCCUAGUACUUAGCCUUUAAAACCCUUUGGCAGAAUUAAACCAGAAGUUGGACAUAGAAUGUUUCCUUAGAAGCUUCCAGAAAGAGCAAGAUCUAAGCAGAAACACAAAGGAGAGUGUCAGGCUGGAGGACAGAGUGAUGACGGUGGGCAGAGCCAACGUUUUCUUGAAGCUUUCGUCGUCACAAGAAAACAGCCCCUUCAGAUGGGUUGAUGUGUCAAUAUUCACAACAUUAAGAAAACACAAAUAUAUAUAUUAUAUAUUAAAUAAAACCUUGCAUGUUUUAAAAUCUACAACUGGAGGUCAGCUGUACCUUAGGAGCAGGUUUGAGAUUUGCAUGAACAAAAGGAAACAAGAAUUACUGUUUAUUGUAAAUCAUUUUUAAAAUCAGGCUUUUAAAAAUUUUUUAUUGAAUUGAGGUAAUCUCUACACCCAACAUGGGGCUCAAACUCGUGACCCCGAGAUUGAGUCACAUACUCCUUGAGCCGGCCAGGCAUCCCUAAAAUCAGACUUUUUAAGGGAACUCUUUGCUAUAUAAAUAUUUAGGGAACUUGUUUCCCAUCAAGAUUUUAUGUGGAACAAGCUAAAACUAUCUUUUUCCAGGUUAAAGCCUAUUUAAAAAAAUCUAAAUUGGAGGCGGCUUUUUAUAUAGCUGAGGGAUAGACAUUUCAAACAUAGAGGAAGAGGGACAUUAAGGAUUUGCCUGGAAAAAACAUUUCUCAAAAGAACAUGAGGUUUUCAAAUUCCUCUAGAUGAGGGCUCCGUUCCAGUAUCUACAAUUCUAGAAAAACCAGGAAACAUCAGAAAGUGCAGUUGUUUAAGGUGUGCAUGCAUUGGAUAAAGGAUUUUCAGAAGCAAUUGAACAGGUCCUUGGAUGGUUUAAAGUGGCCUCCUUUUCUGUGUAUUACAGAGAGCUCCCAAAUAAAAGUCAUGCUCUAGAAUCUCA
Suricata suricatta (meerkat) is the source of this 4879-nucleotide messenger RNA. RefSeq names its product tyrosine-protein phosphatase non-receptor type 21. The record is from RefSeq and is a predicted model, not a curated record. The transcript has 7 exons. Gene Ontology annotation, molecular function: protein tyrosine phosphatase activity. Gene Ontology annotation, biological process: protein dephosphorylation. The coding region runs from base 122 to 1132 and encodes 336 amino acids. Lineage: Eukaryota; Metazoa; Chordata; Mammalia; Carnivora; Herpestidae.